UGCACUUUAAGGUGCUAAUGACCACAUGUGGGCAGCUUGUACAUUAGUGGUGAUCCUGCCCUCAGCUGCUUUUUGUCCCCAGUGGGAUCCAUGCUCAGUCUGGCCCCAAACUACCUCUGCUAAUCCCACCAGAGCAGAGGAAGAGGAUCUGCGGUGAGCAAACUCACGCCUCACUCACACCUGCCCACCUGAGAGCUGGGAGCAGAGUGCAACACCUGAGAGGACACCAGCAGACCUGUCACCAUGGACUUUUUCAUCCAGCUGCUGUUCUCUCCUCUCCCGACCCCGGUCAUCAUCUCGCUGUUCGUCGUGUUUGCUGCGACUUUGUUUUACCUGAACACUCGACCCAGCCCCAUCAGGAGCCCUGUCGACCUCAAAUGCCAAACUAUGGGCAUCAAGGAUGGAGCAAGAAAGACGGCGCUGCUUGAAGACAACAACAACCUGACGUGUUAUUACUAUGAUGAUGCCAAGACGCUCUAUGAGGUGUUUCAGAGGGGCCUGAAAGUUUCAGGAAAUGGACCAUGUCUGGGCUACCGGAAACAAGGAAAGCCAUACCAGUGGCUAAAAUACAGACAGGUGUCUGAUAGAGCUGAGCACCUGGGGUCAGGGCUGAUUCACAGAGGUUUACAGCCCAACCCGGACACGUUUAUCGGCAUCUUCGCUCAGAACAGGCCAGAGUGGAUUAUCAGUGAGCUUGCCUGUUACACGUACUCCAUGGUAGCGGUCCCCCUGUACGACACCUUGGGUCCUGAGGCUCUGGUGUUCAUUAUAAACCAAGCUGAGAUCUCCACGGUUCUCUGUGACAAUCAGACCAAAGCAGAAACCUUGGUGCAGACCAGGGAGAAAGAUCAGAUCCCUGUCCUGAAAACCAUCAUCAUCAUGGACUCAUUCAGCCCUGAGCUGGUGGAGAGAGGACAGAAGUGUGGGGUCGACAUCGUGUCUUUAGAGGAUGUGGAGGCUCUGGGGAAAAGUAAUCGUCAUGAACCAGUUCCACCAAAACCAGAAGACCUCAGUAUUGUGUGCUUCACCAGUGGCACAACAGGUAACCCAAAAGGAGCGAUGUUGACCCAUGAGAACGUGGUCUCUGAUGCUGCAGGUGUUAUGAAAUCCAUUGAGUCAUCAAUCAUCCCCAGUACAGAGGAUGUCAGCAUCUCAUUCCUGCCUUUAGCUCACAUGUUUGAGAGAGUGGUACAGACAGUGGUGUACAGCGUAGGAGCGAGGGUGGGCUUCUUCCAGGGAGACAUCCGGCUGCUUCCAGACGACAUGAAAACUCUCCAGCCCACCAUUUUCCCAGUGGUGCCUCGUCUUCUCAACCGCGUCUAUGACAGGGUCCAGAGUGGAGCCAAAACACCUUUCAAGAAGUGGCUGCUGAACUUUGCAGUGGACAGAAAGUAUGCUGAAGUGAAGGAUGGUAUCAUCAGGAAAAACAGUAUCUGGGACAAACUCAUCUUCAACAAAGUUCAGGAGUCUUUUGGUGGCCGAGUGCGUUUCAUGGUGACAGGAGCAGCUCCCAUCUCUCCUGCUGUUCUUAACUUCCUGAGGGCCUCGCUAGGCUGCCAGAUCUUCGAGGCAUACGGUCAGACUGAGUGCACGGCCGGCUGCACCUUCACCAUGCCAGGAGACGCUACCUCAGGACAUGUCGGAGUCCCUCUGCCCUGUAAUGUGGUGAAGCUGGAGGAUGUUGAAGAGAUGAACUACUUUGCUUCAAAUGGAGAAGGAGAGGUUUGCAUCAAGGGCCGAAACGUGUUCAAAGGCUACCUGAAGGACCCGGAGAAGACUGCAGAGGCUCUAGAUGAGGAUGGCUGGCUGCACACAGGAGACAUUGGAAAAUGGCUUCCAAGUGGAGUUCUCAGGAUCAUCGACAGGAAGAAGAACAUCUUCAAGCUGGCUCAGGGCGAGUACAUCGCUCCAGAGAAGAUCGAGAACGUGUACGUUCGCAGUGGACCUGUGGCCCAAGUGUUUGUGCACGGAGACAGUCUGCAGUCCUGCCUGGUCGCCAUCGUGGUCCCUGAUCCUGAUGUCCUGCCUGGUUUUGCCAAAAAUCUGGGACUUAGCGGCUCCAUGGAGGAACUCUGCAAAAACAAGGAGUUGAAGAAGGCCAUCCUCUCAGACAUGACCAAACUGGGCAAAGAAGCAGGACUCAAGUCCUUCGAGCAGGUUAAAGACAUGUACCUCCAUCCUGAGCAGUUCACCAUCGAGAACGGUCUGUUAACUCCAACGCUCAAAGCCAAGAGAGCCGAGCUCAAAGCUCUGUUCCAGCCACAGAUCGACACACUGUACGCUAACCUCUAAUAAAAGAAUGUUAACCUGGUUAAA
Messenger RNA from Cheilinus undulatus (humphead wrasse), 2316 nucleotides. RefSeq names its product acyl-CoA synthetase long chain family member 5 (gene acsl5). The transcript has 22 exons. The coding region runs from base 244 to 2292 and encodes 682 amino acids. The record is from RefSeq and is a predicted model, not a curated record. Gene Ontology annotation, molecular function: arachidonate-CoA ligase activity. Lineage: Eukaryota; Metazoa; Chordata; Actinopteri; Labriformes; Labridae. Gene Ontology annotation, cellular component: mitochondrion; endoplasmic reticulum; membrane. Gene Ontology annotation, biological process: long-chain fatty acid metabolic process.